UUUCUAAAAACUUGUUUUCGCUUUGUCAUUUAAACCAUUAUAUAAUAAGGCUGUAACGUAACAAAAUGUGUAAAAAGUCACGGAGUCUGAAUACUUUGAGAAUGCUCUGUAUAACCUCUUGUCAGUAGUCUGCUCUGGAUCUGCCCCAUGGACUGACAUCCUCUCCUGGUCACACGACCAUGGCAAUGUAAGAUUGAUACUUGUAACCACCAAUAUUAACAUUGACCUCAUCGAUUUGUUACAAAGUAACAAAAUCAUGAGAAAACAGGUUACAUUUGUCGAGGAAAUAAGAAAAGGAGAUCGCCUGAUAAAACGCGGUGGUAGCCGCGUUUUAGCAACAAGACUCUGAGCAUGUGUAUAAGGAACAAAACACCAGGGUGGAGAUGCACAGGACAGCACAUUUCAAGGUUCCUGACCACCAGCAGGUGAAAACCAUACACGUCCCCAAGUCCAUGAUGACUGCACCAUUUCUACAGCAUCCAACCCUCACAACUGGACAGAAACGAUAUCUCUACAGUAUUGCAAAUGUCUACAGCACCGAGCACAUGAGGCGACUGAUGAAGCAACGCUAUCUCAAUGUGCUGCACCAGUGUAUUAAAUCAGGUCAUAGCUCUUUGGAUGCAACCAAACAUACUACUGGAGGUCCACUGCUUAAAGAUCGGCUCACGUUCAAGAUGGACAAUGAGAGAGAUUCUGGAUCUAGGAUCAAGCCAUAUGGACAGAGGAAGGGCACCACAGUGCACUCUAAAGUUAUCCUCCCAAAGAUUACCAACAGUCACAGUGCAGAGUGAGAAGAUUGUAUUUUAAAUAAUUAUAAUGAAGUCAGUCAUACAUUCUAUUAUUCUGACAAUGUAUUGAAGUAUAGUAUAAUUUGUAUAAUUUCAAAACACAUUUUCCUUAUUGGUAACACAUUUAUUUGAGUCUCCCGUUAAACUGUUUAUACGAGUUUUUAAAUAGUUUAUAAACCAUUAUUACACACUGUACAUUUAUUGUCUGUUGAUUGUAUGAUUACACGUCAUUUUAAUAAUACAUGUUUUAAAACUUAAAGGUAGAGUCAGCGAUAUGAAGUAGAUGCACAAAUUAAACAGCAUAGUGUGCUAAAAAGUCGUUGAAUCGCGAGUCUGAACUUCACUGUUUUGGUCCGGUGGCUACCACCUUGUAAGAGCAUGAAGGGAACCUUUGCACAUGCGCAGAUGCUGUGUGUGAGAGCAGUCUUUCAUCUGGCUCAUUUGCUCAUCACAAUAUCUGCAAGUGCUGCUCGUGCAAUGUCAUUUUGCUGUCUCUACCUCUUAAUUUGCAGUUGAUAAUGUGGUGAGUAUUUGAAAAAUGUAAAAUAUAAUCCCCCCAAAAAGCAGGGGCAAAACUAAUAUACAGAAACAUCUGAAGAGAAAUAAAUGACAGCUGGGAAGCUUUCUGUAAUAGGCUUGUGAGAUUAUUAUGUAACAAUGUGUUUGCAGUGCAUUUACUACAGUGUGACUGCUUGACAAUAAAUUA
Messenger RNA from Oncorhynchus mykiss (rainbow trout), 1494 nucleotides. The record is from RefSeq and is a predicted model, not a curated record. NCBI's taxonomy places the organism in Eukaryota, Metazoa, Chordata, Actinopteri, Salmoniformes, Salmonidae.